AUGGAAGGAUCAAGCUCAGCCCAAUCCCGUCAAAACCACUUCAACCCAUUCCCCCUCAGUAGCCCCGGCAGCUCCUCCUCUCCAAUCCAGAAUGCCAGCACGGUGACACCCCAGGAGGGUGAGCUCCCAGGGAAAGACACUGUGGCAACGGAAGGACGGAGCUUGCUAGAUUUCAACAAACCCCAACUCGGUUGCACCGGCAGCUCCUCCUUCUCCUCUACAACCCAGAAUGACAACGGGGCGACAAACCAGCAGUGUGACCUCCUGGGAAAAGGCCUGAAGAGGAAAAGAUCGUCAGGUAGUGUCGUCCCAAAUGACAACGGGAGGCCCGUUCCGAGAAACAACGAAGAAGAGAACCACUAUGCUGGCAUCUCCACUGAGCUGGUCCUCUACGAGGACAAGUGUAAAAUCAAGAAGAAGCUAAAGAAAAGCGACCUCAGUGAUCACUUGUCGCGGCUCAUGCUUUCGCGAGGCUCCGUGGAAGCCCACGUGCUCCCGUUGAUGGACGAGCAGAUGAAGGAGCGAGUCAAGAGCAAGGAUGGAAUGAAGGUAGUCGUGAGGAAUGCGGACACACGUGAGGAGCACGAGCUCGUGUUCCGCCGCUGGGGGCCGUCAGGAAGCUACGUGCUGAACUGUGGCUGGACCAAGCUGUUCGUCAAGGGACGAGGGUUGGAGGUAGGGGACCAGAUCGGCAUGUUCUGGGACACAGACGAUAGCAAGUUCCACUUCACGGUCCAUCGCAAGGUUGCUUGUGGACCAAGCAACGCGGUGGCUUAA
Molecule: messenger RNA, 777 nt
Organism: Eucalyptus grandis
Lineage: Eukaryota; Viridiplantae; Streptophyta; Magnoliopsida; Myrtales; Myrtaceae
Product: putative B3 domain-containing protein At1g78640
Exons: 2
Coding region: 1-777 (258 amino acids)
Molecular function (GO): DNA binding
Source: RefSeq, a predicted model, not a curated record